This is a messenger RNA of Bubalus bubalis (water buffalo), 1575 nucleotides long. It is a transcript of the gene C6H1orf216, whose product is annotated as chromosome 6 C1orf216 homolog. Bases 549 to 1232 code for a protein of 227 amino acids. The transcript is spliced from 2 exons. The record is from RefSeq and is a predicted model, not a curated record. Lineage: Eukaryota; Metazoa; Chordata; Mammalia; Artiodactyla; Bovidae.
GGAGCGUGAGGCUGCUCAGUUGCAGAACCCAAGGGCAAAGGCUGAAGCCGGAGCUAGAGAGCAGGAUGCUGAGCCCUACGGCGGCUGCCUUAAGGAUUUAAGCGGCAAUGCGGAAGCCACUGACGGCUUUCAGGCUGGAGGGUGGUGAUGACACGAUCAGAUUUUCAUUCUGAAAAUGUCACUGUGAGGCAAACCGAUCGGGGAGACCUAGUGAAUGCAGUUAAGAAAUUAAACAGGACCUGCAAGGCCGAGUCCAGGCUGCCGGAGGCGGGGGAGGAGGUUUCGGCGCUCGGACCUGCGAGCGGCUCCGCAAGAAACCCAACAGGCCCACGUGGGCCAGGCCGCCCCGCCCCGCCGUGCUGACGCCGCCCGACUCCGCAGUCAGGGCCUGGGCUGGGCGCAGAGCCCGGAAACCCGCACCCCACGCCCCGACCCGCGGGGACGCCCAGGCCAAGGGACCACCUCCCCAGCCCCGAGGGAGCAGCUCCCGCCGCGGAGACCUAGCUACCGGAGCCAGCCGGGCGGGGCGGCGCCUCCAAGGCAACCAGAUGUUCGCCAUCCAGCCAGGGGUUGCUGAGGGGGCUCAGUUCCUGGGGGGCCCACCUCCUGGAGUAUGUCCACCCAAACUUCAACCAGACAGCAACUCCAACUUCAUGACGAGUGCCAAGGAUGCCAAUGAGAAUUGGCAUGGGAUGCCAGGCCAAGUGGAGCCCGUACUAAUGAGGAGCUCCUCUGAGUUGCCCUCUGACAACCAGGAUUUCCAGGCUCCUGGACUCCCUGAGGGGGAGAUCCGCAGCCCCCCGGAGGGGGCAGAGAUUCCUGGAGCUGGGCCUGAGAAGACGGGCGGUGCCAGCACAGUCUGCUCCCCGCUGGAGGACAAUGGCUAUGCCAGCAGCUCCCUGAGUGUUGACAGCCCUAGCCGCAGCCCUGAGUCUGCCUGCGGGACCCCUCCCGGCCCUCCAGACCACCGUCUGCCCUCGGUGGCCCAGGCCGUGCAGCAGCUGCAGGCUCAGGAGCGCUACAAAGAGCAGGAGAAGGAGAAGCACCACGUGCACUUGGUGAUGUACCGUCGCCUGGCCCUGCUCCAGUGGAUCCGGGGCCUGCAGCACCAGUUGGUUGACCAGCAGGCCCGUCUGCAGGAGAGCUUUGACACCAUUCUAGAUAACCGGAAGGAGCUUAUCCGCUGUCUACAACAGAGGGCAGUACCAUCCAGGCCCCAGGACCAAGACUAAAGGUGUCUCUGUACAGGGGUGUGAGGGUUUAUGUAUAUAUUUGCAGACAUGUGUGUGGUUAUGCACAAGCAAGUACAGAUCAUUUGCUGGCAUAAGUGCAGGGAAGCAUAAGUGAGUGUGUCAGUGCUAACAUGUAGGCACAUGUGCACAGGCCACAUGUGAAUCUGCACCUGUGCAUCAGUAUGUGUGCUUGUGGACACACAAGCCUAUGUGUGACCAUGUACAUAUGUGUAUGUAUAGUAUUUAUGUUGUUGUUGUUUAGUUGCUAAGUGGUGUCCUACUUUUUUGUGACCCUGUGGACUGUAGCAUACCAGGCUCCUGUGUCCAUGGAUUUCCCAGGUAA